GACUCCGCCUCCGGGUGCCCCGCCCCGGCGCGCGCGCCCCGCACCCGCCUCCCUCCUGCGCUCACGGGAGCGCGCGCCUUGUGCUUCCCGCUUCGCUGCCCCACCCGCGGUCCCGCGGGCUCCGCCGGCCUUCCGGCUUCUCCGCCCGGGGCGGCCUAGCUUGGACACCUCCCUCUACCGGCGGGAAAAGCGUUGGGGACCCGACUCCGGAGAGUAGGAAGCUAGCAGGAUGUACUGUCUUCAUCACAGGCGCGAGCCGUGGCAUUGGCAAAGCUAUUGCUUUGAAAGCAGCAAAGGAUGGAGCAAAUAUAGUCAUUGCUGCAAAGACCGCCCAGGCACACCCCAAACUUGCAGGCACAAUCUAUAGUGCUGCUGAAGAAAUCAAAGCAGCUGGAGGAAAGGCCUUGCCAUGUGUUGUUGAUGUGAGAGAUGAACAGCAAAUCAGCAGUGCAGUGGAGAAAGCAGUCGAGAAAUUUGGAGGAAUUGAUAUUUUGGUGAAUAAUGCCAGUGCUAUUAGCUUGACCAACACACUGGAAACACCUACAAAGAAAGUGGAUUUGAUGAUGAACGUCAACACCAGAGGCACCUAUCUUACAUCUAAAGCAUGCAUUCCUUAUUUGAAAAAGAGUAAAAUUGCUCAUAUCCUCAAUCUCAGCCCACCGCUGAACCUAAAUCCACUGUGGUUCAAACAGCACUGUGCUUACACCAUUGCUAAGUAUGGUAUGUCUCUGUGUGUGCUUGGAAUGGCAGAAGAAUUUAAAGGUGAAAUUGCAGUCAAUGCAUUGUGGCCUAAAACAGCCAUACACACUGCUGCUAUGGAUAUGCUGGGAGGAUCUGGUAUCGAAAGCCAAUGUAGAAAAGUUGAUAUCAUUGCAGAUGCUGCAUAUUGCAUUUUCAAAAAGCCAAAAAGUUUUACUGGCAACUUUAUUAUUGAUGAAAAUAUCUUAAAAGAAGAAGGAAUAAAAAAUUUUGAUGUCUAUGCCAUUACACCAGGCCAUCCUUUGUUACCAGAUUUCUUCCUGGAUGAACAGCCAGUUAUAGUUACCAAGAAACCGGAAACACAUGGUGCUCUUCCAGAAUUGAAAGAAGAGGAGGCACAGCCACCACCAAAACCACGUUCUGGAGCUGUGGAAGGAACAUUUAGAAUUGUUAAGGACUCUCUCAGUGAUGAUGUUGUUAAAGCCACUCAAGCAAUCUAUCAGUUUGAACUCUCAGGUGAAGAUGGUGGAACAUGGUUUCUUGAUCUUAAAAGCAAGGGUGGCAAUGUCGGAUAUGGAGAGCCCUCUGAUCGGGCAGAUGUGGUGAUGAGUAUGUCUACUGAUGAUUUUGUAAAAAUGUUUUCAGGGAAACUAAAACCAACAAUAGCAUUCAUGUCAGGAAGAUUGAAGAUUAAAGGAAACAUGGCCCUAGCAAUCAAAUUGGAGAAACUAAUGAAUCAGAUGAAUGCCAGGCUGUGAAGAGAAAAAAAAUGUUGACCGCUAAGCUCAAAAAGUAAAAGGGUUCAAUAGUUAAAAUUGAAUGUUUGUUUUCAUCCCUAUUAUAAGGAUAUGCAUGUUUGUUCUGGAAAAAAUAGAAUUUCUGUAUCUGUAAGACUUGAAAUUGUAAUUAAAACAGCUAGCCAACCAAACAUAAGCAUCAUUAA
This is a messenger RNA of Eubalaena glacialis (North Atlantic right whale), 1642 nucleotides long. It is a transcript of the gene HSDL2, whose product is annotated as hydroxysteroid dehydrogenase like 2. Bases 561 to 1457 code for a protein of 298 amino acids. The record is from RefSeq and is a predicted model, not a curated record. Lineage: Eukaryota; Metazoa; Chordata; Mammalia; Artiodactyla; Balaenidae. The transcript is spliced from 11 exons. Gene Ontology annotation, cellular component: mitochondrion.